Molecule: messenger RNA, 1408 nt
Organism: Alosa sapidissima (American shad)
Lineage: Eukaryota; Metazoa; Chordata; Actinopteri; Clupeiformes; Clupeidae
Product: protein TBATA-like
Exons: 9
Coding region: 89-1222 (377 amino acids)
Source: RefSeq, a predicted model, not a curated record
CAUUCUGUCGGUUGCUUAGGUCAGAAAAGUUCUGAUCUGAAGCACUUCUUUCAGUGCAGUGGCCCUGGAAGUCUUUCGCAAUGUUGUCAUGAUCAGAAAUCGGAACACAAUGCGCAGCUCAGAGACGUCUGACCUCCAGUACAUCCCCUGUCGGCCAUUAGCUCCCCCAGCCUCUCCCAUCUUCAGAGAGCCCAAGGCGGUUCUGCUCACCAUAGACGAGGUCCAGUCGCCCCUGAGCCCCAAACCCACCGACACGUGUGUGCACCCACACCGCGGCUGCAACCGCUUCGGCGUGCCCAGCCUGAGCGCCUUCUUCUCCAGGCACAACCCCCAUAGCCAGAGAGUGCGCCACAUAAAGGGCAUCCAUGGUCAGCCCAUCUGUUGGAUCAAUGACAUGAUGCUCGGCCGCCAGGCAACCAUGUGCUGGGGCCGACCCAUGACCCCAGAGAGCUGCCUAAUUAUGUGCGGAAAGAUCCCCACCGCAGCCAUCGGCACCAACAGCAAUGCCCUUCCCAUCAACACUCUCACUGGCUUGCAGUUUUUCCCCAUCAAGCUCAUGGACACCCCUACACUCAAACUGUUAACCCAUGCAUGGAGAGAUGAACUAAGAGACCUGACAGAGAGGGUGGGCCUUCUCAUACCCAGCAAGAACUCUAGAGGCACCUCUCCCAGCCAAAGCCCAAACAACAAGGAGGAGGCGGACAUCAAACUACAGCUGAUGCUGAUCGACACCCUGUGUCAGAUCUUGGGGAUGAAGUCCAUUAGUGAGGUGCAACAGUGGUUACUGACUGCAGGGCAAAGAGAGAAGGACCUUUUGGUGAACCUGCUAUGUAAUGCACUGGAUGAGCAUCAGCCUCAACCCUCAUCCAGUGAUAGAUCAGCCCAGGAAAGCCCUACUGUGAAAUCAGUGUCUUCAAACCAUAACAUGACCACUGGGGAAGAAGAAGACACCAAGACCAGAGAUUCAUUGCCUUCAAAUGAAGGAUUUACAGAGUACAUGACCAGUAAGGAGGACACGAAGACCAAGCGAGCACGUUCAACAGUGACCCGGAGCAGGCAGAGCACUCCCAGGCCCCCAAGUGACCAGAGGAGGCUGUCCAGCCCAGCCGUGUGCCACCUCCUGUCUCCGCCAGUGCUGCGCUACACCAAACGGGCCUUCACCCCUCAGGUCCCUGUGGCCAGCAGCAUCUUUCAGGAGGAAUGGACCAACUACUGCCAGUAGAGCCAUAAAACCUGAGGGACCAGCAGCCGACAGUACUGUCACUGGACUGGGCCUUGUUUCUACCUCCGCUUGUGUGUGUGUGUGUGUGUGUGUGUGUGUGUGUGUGGACACUAGUAUGCCUAAUACUAGAGGAAUGACUUUGUCCAUCUUGAGAACAGUAAAAAUGGCUGAAAUGCUAGCACCAAA